AUGUCUAGCCCCAUCACCGCAGAUGUAAGCAGUUUAGAGGAUGCAGCCCCAAGUAAUACGAUGCUGGCGUGGUUGGCUGCUAUCUUAUUCCCGCUUAUGGCUUUGACAAUCAUGUUCUUGAGUGUAUCGAUGGGCGAGGCCAAUCUCUUCUGUAUCCUCGGGGGAAUCAUCGCCUACCACAGUGUCAUCAAGCGCUUCACAGCCUCGGGACUUGCCGCACCUCGACUCCCUUGCUCCUCCAAGGACCAGCAAAGACAUGAGGUCAAACAUCAUGAGCCAUGCUCACGCCUCGUGGGCUAUGCCAGCCUCAAACAUGACAUGACGCUUGUAGAUUGGAAAGGCCACAGCUGGUCCAUGUAUAUGAUGGGCGGAUAG
Fusarium pseudograminearum CS3096 is the source of this 375-nucleotide messenger RNA. RefSeq lists its product as uncharacterized. The record is from RefSeq and is a predicted model, not a curated record. The transcript is spliced from 3 exons. Bases 1 to 375 code for a protein of 124 amino acids. Lineage: Eukaryota; Fungi; Ascomycota; Sordariomycetes; Hypocreales; Nectriaceae.